Messenger RNA from Thamnophis sirtalis, 1116 nucleotides. Lineage: Eukaryota; Metazoa; Chordata; Lepidosauria; Squamata; Natricidae. The record is from RefSeq and is a predicted model, not a curated record.
AUGAGCAACCUGGCCAAGGAGAAUGAGAACAGCAACAGCAGCCUUGAGGAGGAGGCCCAAUACUAUGGUGAAAUCUGUCUUGGAACCCCCAAACAAUGCUUCAACGUCGUCUUUGAUACUGGCUCAUCCAACCUGUGGGUGCCCUCUUCCAAAUGUUGCCUGAUACAUUUGGCAUGCUGGGUACACAAACAUUACCGUUCCCUGUUUUCCUGCACCCACAAGGCUGAUAAAAGCAAAUUUGAAAUUCAUUAUGGAAGUGGUAGCCUUAAAGGAUUCUUAAGCCAGGAUGUCCUCAGGAUUGGUAACAUCACCGUUAAGAACCAGACCUUUGCUGAGGCUACCGAUUUGCCAGGCUUGGUUUUUGUGGCUGCCAAAUUUGACGGUAUCAUGGGAUUGGGUUAUCCCUCCAUCUCAGUAAACAACAUCACCCCACCCUUUGAUAACAUGAUGAAGGCAAAACUUCUGAAAAACAAUGUCUUCUCAUUCCAACUUUGCAACUCCAACAAGACCUCACAACAAGACAAUGGAGGUGAAAUUAUUUUUGGAGGCAUCAACCACAACGCCUAUGUGGGAAAGCUUCACUACAUCCCAGUGUCACGCAAAGCCUACUGGCAGAUCAAGAUGGACAAGAUAACCAUAGAGAAACAACGCAAGGAGAAUACAUGUUGGCCAUGGAACGUGCUUGAAACUACCAACUCAUCCACCCUCUGCAAGGACAGUUGCCAAGGCAUUGUGGACACCGGGACCUCUCUCAUUACGGGACCCAGCGAGGACAUAAAGGCUCUGAAUGAAAUUAUUGGUGCUCAACAUGCUUUCGGUGGACAGUACAUAAUAGAUUGCCAGAAAUUAUCUGAGAUGCCCAGUAUCACUUUUCAUCUGGAUGGCAGACCCUACACCCUGACCCCCGAAGAUUAUACUCUUCAGGUGAGACAGGCAAAGGUGACUGCUUGCAUCAGUGGAUUCAUGACCCUCGACAUCCCAAAGCCCACAGGACCACUCUGGAUCCUGGGAGAUGUUUUCCUCAGACGAUACUACUCAGUCUUUGACCGAGACAAUGACCGAGUUGGCUUAGCUGUUUCUAAACAAUCUUCAUGUGGUUCUGAUGGGAAAGAUUAA